This is a messenger RNA of Cydia fagiglandana, 4988 nucleotides long. RefSeq lists its product as uncharacterized. The transcript is spliced from 5 exons. The record is from RefSeq and is a predicted model, not a curated record. Bases 54 to 491 code for a protein of 145 amino acids. NCBI's taxonomy places the organism in Eukaryota, Metazoa, Arthropoda, Insecta, Lepidoptera, Tortricidae.
UUAAACGGAUUGAACUGUAAUUUGAAUGUAUUCGCCGUCUCAAAAAAUUCGCUAUGCCGUUCGUAAAGGACUCAUCGUAUCGCGAAAUGCCGAGUUCUUCAGAAAUAGCCAACGAGGAUUACCACGAGUUUUUGUCACUGAAGAAGCUGAUAGUGAAGAUUACCAAGAACCAGCACUCCGUCUUCCGGUGCAGGUCCAUCGGAAUCCUCUCCAGCCAGGGCCAGGUCUACACUUUGCGUGAUACAGAGGACAGCUCAAUAGAGGUCCGCGUGUCCCUGCGCUACAUCAAAGUGCGUGUUCCGUACGCGGGGAGACCUUCCACAGCGCAUAUACUUGGCUUCGUCCAUUGGACAUCCGGAGCGCCCGUUUUUUACGCCAUUUUUGUCAAGGACGUUUUUCCGCCUCUAGCUCACAAACUAUUUACCACUAUGGAAUGGAUAGUCAACAACCAUAAGGCAAUUAACCCAGAAAGAAGGAGAAAGGAAGAAUAACAAAUUCACCAGGACGAGUAUUGCCAUACUCGUCAGCAAGCGGAGUCCCACGUAGGCUUCCAGCGGCUUCUUGUCACCCCGAUCAACCUCAUGUUCCUUCCAUACACGGGCUACCCAUAUAUUAGAUGUGCAUGCACUGACAACCAAGACAGCCCCAUACAUUCCGAUGCUUUGAAGAUAGAUCUCGCUCAGUUCGACGACUCGAACGAUUUUAGCGAUGAUACGCCGGCGAGCGUCCAUAAUAGCGAUAUUAAUUUGUCUGAUAUCGAGUUCAAUCCGAGUAUCAUCAAUUUUUUACAGUUUGAUCCAGGCACGUUGGAGUGAUAGAAAAGUUGACGUUAUUAGAGUCGGACCACGCUAAAUUUCAUGCUAGGUGUCAAGUAUAGAGUCUCUUAAGAUCACCUGGCCCAUCUAUACAGUAAAAAUAGUAUUGAAUGAAUGAAUGGGACUUGAGCUAAAUUAAAAAUCUUACAAUUUGGCUAUCGGUACAAAAAAUGUAACACUAAUUCUAAAACUCCGUCAAUAUGAUAUUGUUGUUGUGUGCGACUUUAGUUAUGGCCUAUGGUCACUAGAUAUAGGUACUAACAUACAGUUUAAACUUUAAUGUCUUAAAUUAGGAUUGUUCAUUUUUUUUAGACCCCCAUUUUUAUUUUAUUUUCUGAAAAUAUAGGUUAAUUUAAGAUACCAAUUUGAAUGAUUAAGUAAUUCGUGGCUCGGUUGAAUAUUUAUAAUUUAUUGAAAAUAUGAGAUACGACUUCUCGUAAAUUACAUGUCGUCGGCUGAUUAGGAUAAUGCACAAGCAACAACAAGCAUUAAAAAAAUAGUUGUCAUUGUCAAUUGAUUGUAAUGUCACCUGUCGACAAUGUCAGUGUCACGUGUUUCUAUAAAUAACAAUCGUCUGGAAUGGAAAACUCGUUUAUUUUGAAUCAUUAAUUUCAAAAUACCUACGCUAUAAAUUUGAGAAAGCUGAUUCCAGAAAUCUGCCUAAGUUAUAUACCUAAUAUAACUUAGUUUUAUUGGAGUAUGUAUCCAUAUAGCAUCCAACUCCAACCAUAACUUGGCUGAAAUCAAGGGAGCAUAAAUACAAAUGUAAGUUACCUACAUCAUAUAUAUUUUAACUGAUUCGAUUUGUAAGAAGAUUGGAUUCAUAAAAUCGUUACAAGCGUCCAUUGCUAAAGGUAGCUUAGCACCCAGUGGGUGCUUUCUACCGGCUUGUCACCAUUGUUUGGAUAUUGUACUACAUACUUAUACUACUAUAUUAGGAACAUGCCAAUUUUACUAAUUAUAUCCUAUUAUUUCAGGUCAUCGUGAUUCCUAUUUAGAUACAGCUGUGACAUAUGUAACUGCACUUGGGCCCAGAACAAAGUUGAGCAUUUUGUAUUGAAACGAACGUCAUAUUAAUUAUUAAUCGUCGUAAUACUUUACGACCGUAAAUAAUGCCUGGGAACAGAGUAAAUAACAAACCAUACACUUCUCUUCUGGAUGGUCAACAAGAAGCCAUCAUUGUCAGAUGCUCGUGCAGAACAUCAUAAACAUACAUUUAAUGUAAAGUUACUAUUUUUUUUGGAAACAUAUAUAACAUAUUUCCCAAAUGAAUAAAAAAGUAGGUAAACAAAAACAUGUUUUAUUAUUCACAACUCUUUAUUAAGUCUUGUCCACCAUGAUAUCAGCAGCUUGAACUGCAACAUGUACCUGGAAAUUAGAAAUUAUAUCUUUUUAAAGCAGUUUCAGGCUGAAUUUUGAGUAUGGCUAUAUAUUCUUGUAUAUUCCUUCUUUCUAGUAGGCACCAUCUCUGUUUAACGGUUUGCCUUUAGAUACUCUGGCUACAUUACCACAGAAAAUAAAUAGAUACCACGACCCUACCAAUAAAGUGAGCUUUUAAAUACUUAAUUGUAGUAAAUUAAUAUUAAUUUUAUACUUACAUCGACGUGAUUCUCACAGCAAUACUGUGUGUAACACGUGAAGUAGGUAGGUAUUCCAAGUUUAAUUCACGGCACCAUCUUUCACGUCGUAGGUCUUCGUGGAUUCGAACUAUUAUUUUUGUGAAUCAUUCCCACACAUAGGAACAAGGUUUUUGAUAUAUUAUUAAGCAAUGAAAUCUACUGUUUAGGUAUUAAUUAUAAAUCAAAUUGUAACAAACAAGCGCAGCGGUUUAACUGAAAAAUUUUGUUAUGACAAUCGAUGACAAUGAUAACUUUGACAAUACGUGAGUGACGGAUUUAUUUACUAUGGUUCGAUAACUUUUAUUAUGCAAUGACUUUACAUUCAGCCCAGGAGAAGGUCAAACUAAGGUCAUAAGGAUAUUUGUUGAAAUAUCUUCAAUCCUCAAUUAUUAUAUAGCAGCAAAUGUCGGAAACUGUUUAAAAACCUUAUAUCUCGAAAUGGUUUUCGAAAUAGAACAUUUGAAAAAAAAUGAACAAUCCUAAUUAGGAUAAUUAGGAUCUCUACAACACAUAGUGGUAAAAGCUCAACUAAAAUUCCUUUUGCAUAAUGAAAAAAAAAUUAAGUUAUUGAAAUCUAACCAGGGCCGUCUAAUACUAUGCUGGGGCCCUUGGGCACAUCCCUUUUGGAAAGUAAAGAAAUCAAAUAAAACUAACAUUUUUCUACUGUAAUCUUCUAUUGAUUAUGUGUAAUCAAACACACUGUUACUGUCUGUUCUUGGGAGGCCUGGGGAUCAGGGCACGGGACUCGUGCAACCCCGUGUGCCCUUAUGGUAAAGACGGUACUAAACCUAACACCCUAUUCAUGAAAUCUUACGGGACUGAUUUAGUUAAAUUAUGUUUUAUCCCUUUCUUACAAAUACUUAAUUCAAAUGACAGAUACGGACAAUUGAUUAUUAGCUAAGCGAGUCGUGUAGCGUGUUUAUGAAUAGGGGGGUAAAACUUGGCCAAAUGAAGACAUUCUAUGAUAUUGAUAUUAUUCUCCAAAUAUGACCCGCUAUAGGGUCGUUGUGCUAGUUUCCGUCCAUGCUCUAGUUUUCGUCCACUUUUGACGGAUUACCAAAUAAAAUAAUGUAUUUAAUUUUUAAUUUGCUACCAGCGAAAUAUCAUUUUUAUGUAGAUAGAUAUAUAGAUUAGACAUUAAAGAUUGCAAUAAGUCCAAAUUUGUGCUGCAAUUAGGAUGUAAGUUUAUAAUGUCUAUAUUCAAAUUUCGUCAAGUGGACGAAAACAAGCGCAAUGACCUACUUUUCACUCUCCGGAAGCACAGGGUUCUUUUGUAUUUUUCUACGUCAUUUGUAAGAUAUCAAGUAUUUCAUUAGGACGAACUAUUAUAAUAUUAUGUGUAUUUUAUUGUAUUUCGUGAAACAAGUAUACUCUUAUUAGACACAUGUAUUGUUGUUUAAUUGUUACUAAUUAAGAAGAUUUUCUGACUUUAUUAAUUUAUUAUACAAAUAAUUAUAAAACAAAUAUUAUUAUACCUAAUAAUGAAAACAAAUUCUAAACUCUCAUUAAGGUCUAAAUCCGCCUACUUUGUGUAUACCUAACUGAUUUUAUUUUUAUUAAAUAUAACUAAUAAGUACCUAAAUAUUUGUAUAAGUCCAGAUUGAGUAGCGUGUUGACACGAUAAAAUGUACAUUAUAUAAAGUUAUGUAUGUAAGUUACGACCAAAAAAUAUACUCCUUUUUUUGCACAAAAACUCAGCCUCGCUGUGCAGAGGGGGAACGCGGCCAGCGUCCUGGGAACAAUGCCUCAGGCUAAUUUAGGGCUAGAUUUAUGAUUAAUUAUAUAUUUUGUUAUUUAAUAUCUGUUUUAAUAAAUGUCAAAAAUAUAUUAAAAACAUAGCAAAGUUGUUGUUUAACCGAUCGUGCUGAUGAUAGCCGAGCAAGCGAAAGAUUCCAAAAUUGAACCACGAGCGUAGCGAGUGGUUCGAAAAAUGGAAUCUUGAGCGUUGCGAGGGUUUCAAAGCACGAGGGUUAAACAAAAUUUGCCCCCGAGUGACACACAAAAUUUUUCACCACACCAACCCAAAGCAAAUAUUAAAUGUAAAUAUCAAACAAAAUCAAAUCCAAAUGAAUGUUAUUAAAUAUUUAUCAUCCAAAAUCAUCAUUUAAAAGUCAAUCCUACCAGCAAACAUAAGAAAACUACUCAAAAUUUGCAUUUGUUUACUUUGUCUCACAUGUGGAUAAAAUGCAACUUUGCUAUCAGUUUUUGAAGUGCAAAGUAAGCCUUUCCGAGCUGGUGUGGUGAAAAGAAUUGAACUCGUCAAAACGAAUCAAAAGAGCCCAAUCUUGAAAUGCAAACCAGUUCAAGAUUCCACUUUUCGAAUCACUCUACGCUCGUGGUACAAUUUUGGAAUCCUUCACUUGCUCGGGCAUCAAUAUUAGCACGAGGAGUUAACGACUUUGCCAAUUUGUUAAAUAAUUAAUUAUUAUAUGCUAAAAUAAUUGGCGUAUUAAUAAUCAUAUCAUAUACUUAGAUUUGUGUGAAAUUUAUGUUGUGAACUUAGAUUGAUGUCAAAUUUGUACAUCGAUGUUAUUGUAAUUUCAAAAAUGUUAAC